AUGUUUUUUUUUUUUUUGCUUACCAACUGUAACAACAAAAAAAAAGAAAAAAAAAAAAUCAAUUAUUUGUUACAAACACAACCAUCAGGACAAAUUCAACAACAUUCAACUUGGCAAUCUGGUACUCAAAAUCAAUUACAACAACAACAACAACAACAACAGUCUGUUGGUAAUAUACCAAUACAGCCACAAUUGCAAGGUGCACAAGCACAACUUCAACCUCCACAACAAACUCCAAUUGGACAAUUGUCAACGACAAUAAUAACAACAACAACAACAACAACAUCUGCAGCCACAACUACACCACCAACACCAUCAAUACCAACACCACUGGCACCACCAAUAACAACAACAUCAACACCGAUACCAACAUCAAUGCCAAUGCCACAGGUAUUACCACCACCACCACCACAACAACAACAACAACAACAACAACAACCACCAAGCCCUCAAGCACAAGCACAACAACAACAACAACAACAACAGGCAUUGCCUCCUCAACAACCUCAGACAUCUCCUCAACAAGCGUAAUUAUCAUUAUUAUUAUUAUUAAACUAAUAAUAAUCAAUGAAAAAAAAAAAAUUAAAAAAAAAAAGUGCUUCUCCCUCACUUUGAUUAUUUUACUUU
Aphidius gifuensis is the source of this 627-nucleotide messenger RNA. RefSeq lists its product as uncharacterized. The transcript is spliced from 3 exons. The record is from RefSeq and is a predicted model, not a curated record. The coding region runs from base 1 to 531 and encodes 176 amino acids. NCBI's taxonomy places the organism in Eukaryota, Metazoa, Arthropoda, Insecta, Hymenoptera, Braconidae.